GAAGACGGAAGUACAGCUAGGGAAAACCUGUUGUACUUCCUCCGAAUACCUCCUCCUCCUCCUCAGUGCAGCACUGUCGAAAACUGUUUAGCUAACUUUGUUUGAUUUGUGAGUCGUUUUUAAGUUCGACAACAUGUCGCAUAUAACAGUGAAACGUCCUGGCGUUGGGGUCGGGGUGCUGGUGAGAGACCCAGCCCGCCCAGGCUGUGUUCUCCUGGGGAAACGGAAAAGCGCAAUGGGCAACGGGACGUACCAGCUCCCAGGUGGCCACUUAGAGUUCGGAGAGACGUGGGAGGAGUGUGCUCACAGAGAGGUGUUGGAGGAAGCUGGGGUGCGUUUGGUAAAGGUCUGCUUUGCGUCAGUGGUGAACUCCAUCAGACUGGAGGAGCAGUACCACUACGUCACCAUCAUCAUGCAAGGAGAACUGGACAGGAAGCAGUCAGGAGAGCCAGAGAACCUGGAGCCAGAAAAGAAUGAAGGUUGGACAUGGACACGCUGGGACCAGUUUCCUCCAGAGGAGCAGCUCUUCUUGCCGCUAGCCGGUCUGAGACAACAAGGCUUCCAGCCAUUCAGGAACACAGUAACAAGCACUGAAACGCAGCUUUGAGACUGCCCGUCACAUUGGGAAACUUGUGUUCUUCCCCAAAGGAAGAAACAGACAUACAUACCUCUUCCAAACUCAACAUCAGGGGUUGGUUUACAUGUGCUUUUUCCUUAAACAUGUUGUUCUGUUAUGGUACAUACUGUAAAUGUUUGCCAAUAUUAAGAACUCUUAUUACAAAUGUAGUAGAAAUUUAGAAAUUCAUGACAUACUGUAAGCUGUGAAGUCAUUUAGAUUAAAAACAAAUGAUGCAACAAAUAAAAUGCAGUUUAGAGGGGAAAAUGGGCUUCACAAAUGUUAUAAACACACACACACACACACACACACACAC
Molecule: messenger RNA, 932 nt
Organism: Etheostoma spectabile (orangethroat darter)
Lineage: Eukaryota; Metazoa; Chordata; Actinopteri; Perciformes; Percidae
Gene: nudt15
Product: nudix (nucleoside diphosphate linked moiety X)-type motif 15
Exons: 3
Coding region: 134-607 (157 amino acids)
Biological process (GO): dGTP catabolic process
Cellular component (GO): cytosol
Molecular function (GO): 8-oxo-7,8-dihydrodeoxyguanosine triphosphate pyrophosphatase activity
Source: RefSeq, a predicted model, not a curated record